Macrobrachium nipponense is the source of this 1995-nucleotide messenger RNA. RefSeq lists its product as uncharacterized. Bases 433 to 1794 code for a protein of 453 amino acids. The transcript has 2 exons. The record is from RefSeq and is a predicted model, not a curated record. NCBI's taxonomy places the organism in Eukaryota, Metazoa, Arthropoda, Malacostraca, Decapoda, Palaemonidae.
UAGUAUAGAUAUUAGUUUUCAAUAACGUAAACAAUCCCCAUGUCAAAUGAUAGCAAACAAGCCAAAACUUGUCCACUCAGCCGAAGCUAGAAACGAGAUCAGAGGAAAUUGAGGCUUCAGUAACUUGGGCGGCUGCCUGGCCGGCUGGGACGACCGAGGAAGGUGAAAUGGCGGUCGCUGAGCUCGGGAAAUGUUGGAUGCACCGCAGUCUGCCUUUGUUCACGGUUUUGGUAGGGUGUAUUGCUGGUGCACUUUUACUAUCUGGAUUUUUCUUGGAUUGUUUUUUGUAUUCCACUGGGUAAAGAGGAUAAUUGUACAGUGCUCUCUCUACAAAGCUGAUCAGCCAUCCCUCCAAAGAUAUGAAUAAGAGAAACUGAAGAAUGACCCUCAUUAAGUGCCCAUUUUAAACCUCAUGGUCAUAGUGGUGUUACAAUGCGUCAUCUAACAAAGUCAACAACUUUGUUUCCUCAGAGAGUGCAUUCUGCAUAUUCACUCAGCAAGAAAUAUGAAAGUAGUGGUGAAUUCUGCAAAUCUAAAAGUGAGUUGUUGAUAAAAAGUGACAAUGAAACCUGCCAGGUCCCACAAGCACUAAAAAAAGAAAGGCAGUUGUCCGUAAAGUCGUCUGUAACAAUGCCCAGUAACCCUUGUGUUAAGAAAUCACCAUCUGGUGGUUCCAAGUCCUCCCCCAAAAAACAGAAGAUACUCCCCGUGAAUUCACUCAAGUGUUUUCUUUGUAAUAAGAUAAUCAAAACUGAAAAUUUAUCCGAACAUUUACUGUUUGGAGGUGUAUAUUGCCUUAAAUGCCCAGUGGUUUUUAAAAAGUGUCAGUCCUUCCAGGUAUGGACAGUGCAACAAAAACAAGGACAUAACCCCUGUGAGCAUGUAUUGCAGUAUUCUGAGGAUCCCAUGGAAAGUCUGGAACUGCAUCUCUCCAAUCAGUAUUUAGAAAAUGGCACUUCUUGCAGAGCAUCACUCAUAGAUAAACCUCAUCACCUAAGAGCUUACGUUAAUGGGAUGAAUUCGAUGAGAAACGAGUUUCCCUGGAAAGAGGCAGUUUCGUGCUUCCAGCAGGGCGGCAGGAAGACGAAAGCAAGAAAAGGCGCUGCUCCCAAGGAGCAGAGUGGUGAUAAACAUUCCAUUCACACUACCAGUGAUGAUGUUUCAGUUAACUCGAAUGAGCUGCCAAAAGAUCAUUCGCAGGAUAUCAACAAUGUUCCAGUUGUGCCCGAUACAGUGAAAGCUGACGACCAAGUGCACAUUUCAGUGAACAGCGAGUUAGGGAGCUUCACGCCGACCAGUGACGAACAAGAUCAGUGUGUGCCAUCAGUGACUCCUUCUCAGUCACCUAAUAAAAACUCUCCCAACAAGAAUUCAUGUACGGACGCAGGACUACAAAACAGGAAGAAAAAACAGGAUGUUAGGAAGAGAAAAAGGUCAGAGUGGAUAUCUGGAAUUAAAAAGAGAACUCAUUCCUCAAAAAGUAAUAAUUCAAGUGUCAGUUACGUUGAGACCCCAAUGAAUGGAUUUUACUAUGUAGUGCGCCACGCUGUUUCAGAAUGCCCGAACUGUUACGCAAAGAUAAGUCCUCCAGAAUUCACUGUGAAUAUUGUGACCUUUUUAAUGACUGCAGUUUGCGCUGACUGCAGUCUAACGAUCUACAUCGUCCACGAUCCUCCCGAUGACUCUUCUCCCAGAGUUUGCAUCGUGACGGACGAGGAGAAGAGAGCUGGUGCUCGCAAGAAGACUACUACCAGUCAGAGGGGUCUUAAAAAGGCAACGAUUGUCGAGUCAUAAUGUAGGUUUUAUGGCGUCUUUGCAAAGAACUUAUUUAUAAACGUUUGUAAAAAUAAAAAAAAAGGAAAAAACAAGCUCAAAUAUGUUACGUGAUAUAUAGUAAGUCUGAAUGUUUUAAAGGGCAUCUGUACACUGCAGGACAUACUUUAAUGUUUGGAUCACCUGCAGGUAUUUCGGCUUUUUCUCUAGUCCUGGUUUUUU